UAAAUGGUUCACUUAGUCGAAACAACUAGAAAGAAGGCAUUUCUAUACCAAUUGGAAUCAUUCCUGUUGGUUCUUACAAUUCAUUAGUUUGGACAGUUUUGGGAGUUAGAGAUCCAAUUUCUACUACCAUAGCUAUUAUGAAGAUUAGGCUAUUAGAUGCUCACAAGUGAAAUGUUGUUGGUUUCAAGGUGGUCUUACUGCCACAGAUGUUUUUGUUGUUGAGUGGAUUCAUACUGGUGUUAUCCACUAUGGGAUGACAGUCUCGUAUUAUGGUUUUGUCAGUGAUGUUUCUUUGUUAGAUUUUUUGGAUGCUUAUGACAUACUACUACUGCUGUACUCACCCGCCGUAAUCACCGCCAUUGCCUUCCCAUUCAACCUAACUCUCAGCUACUGUGAUACGAGGAAGAUUAACACAGCAUAAUUUUCUUCAGAUUUGAUUUUGGAAUUGAAUGUCAGGCGCAUUAAUAGGGUUUUUUCCGCUGUUCCAUUCAAAAUGACUACCAAACGCGCUUACAAGCUACAGGAAUUUGUAGCACAUGCUUCUACAGUCAAUUGUCUCAAGAUUGGAAGGAAGUCAUCGAGGGUUUUGGUCACUGGAGGUGAAGAUCACAAGGUCAAUCUCUGGGCCAUCGGUAAACCCAAUGCCAUUCUGAGUCUGUCUGGACAUUCUAGUGGAAUCGAUUCUGUAAGCUUUGAUUCUUCAGAAGUUUUAGUGGCUGCUGGAGCAGCUAGUGGUACAAUCAAGCUUUGGGAUUUAGAGGAGGCAAAGAUUGUCCGCACACUUACUGGUCACAGAUCCAACUGCAUAUCUGUGGACUUCCAUCCAUUUGGGGAAUUCUUUGCGUCUGGCUCUCUUGACACAAAUCUUAAGAUAUGGGAUAUCAGAAAGAAGGGAUGUAUCCACACAUAUAAGGGCCAUACCAGAGGGGUGAAUGCCAUUAGAUUUACUCCAGAUGGUCGUUGGGUUGUAUCUGGAGGAGAAGACAAUACUGUGAAGCUGUGGGAUCUCACUGCGGGAAAGCUGUUGCAUGACUUCAAAUGUCAUGAAGGUCAGGUUCAGUGCAUUGAUUUUCAUCCUCAUGAAUUUCUGCUGGCAACAGGUUCAGCUGAUAGGACUGUGAAAUUUUGGGACCUUGAAACUUUUGAACUGAUUGGUUCAGCUGGCCCUGAGACCACUGGAGUGCGCUGUUUGACCUUUAAUCCCGAUGGGAGGACCUUACUCUGUGGAUUGCAUGAGAGUCUGAAGGUUUUCUCCUGGGAACCAAUUAGAUGUCAUGACGCUGUGGAUGUGGGAUGGUCAAGAUUGUCAGAUCUUAAUGUACAUGAGGGAAAACUCCUUGGCUGCUCGUAUAAUCAAAGUUGUGUGGGAGUGUGGGUUGUAGACAUCUCGCGCAUAGAGCCAUAUGCUGUUGGCAGUGUUACCCAAUCAAAUUGCCUUUCAGAAUGUAAAUCUAGUUCAGGUGGGAAUUUGUCGGUACAAAAUGAGAACAUUGGUAAGGCUAGUUUGGGAAGGUUAUCUGUUUCACAAAAUUCAGAUCCCUUGAUGAAGGAAACAAAAUCUAUUGGAAGGUUAUCUGUUUCUCAAAAUUCAGAUCCUGCUAAGGAGGCAAAAAUUUUGUCAUCCACAGGAGGUGUUCCUGGUACCCCUCAAAAGGUCAAUUUAAAUACAGCUCCAAAGACAAGUGUGACCAGUUCUGUAUCAGCUCCUAGUGCAACAGUUUCAAAGAGGAACUCUACAAAAGUCAAUUCAACAUCCAACGUUUCAGUCUUGAACAAGUCAGAUAUUGUACCUGUUAUUGUCCCCAGAACAAAUACUAGGUUUGAGCAAUCAGCUGAAUCCAGAAAAGAAGUUGACAUUGUUGGAAGAACAAUGCCGUUUUCUUUGCAAUCUAAGACAGCUGAUUUCCGGAAGUUUCCAAAUGGUGGAGAUGAGGUUGACCGGCCAACUGUCCAUGUUCUCUCUGAAAUCACAGGUUCUAAGGCUUCUGAAUUUGGUAGUGUUGCAGAUCGGAAUACCUUCCCUGCAGUUAAAGGCUCAGUCCAGGGAGUAUCUGCUGCUGAAAGGAACAUGAAGGAUGAUAGGUUUGUAGUAUCUGGUCAGAGUGAAUCAAUGCCAAUGUCAGAGUCUCCUGCUAGCAACCAGGAUAAUAGAUAUGACUGUUUGCACGAUGACAGUUUGGGCAAUAAAUCAACUAGAGAUGCUUUUCCUAUGGAAAGUCAAAAAAGAGGAAGAAUGCGUCCACUUGUCAUAAAUUGGGAGAAAAGAGGAAGAUCUCCUCAUUAUGAGAGACAGACUUCUAGUAUUUCCCAGGGAACAGUAUCUACUGGAAGCAUGCCUCAGUUCAAUGUGCUUAAACCGAGAGGAUAUACUCCAGCUGUCAAAAAAGAAAUGGUUUAUGCUAGUGAUGAGGAUGCUACUGCAGAUGUAAUGGAAACACAUGAUCAGUUUGUCAGCUGCAUGCAAUCACGUUUGGCUAAGUUACAGGCUGUUUCUAGAUAUUGGGAAAGGAACGAUUUCAAGGGGGCCAUAAGUGCUAUGCAAAAGAUGGCCGAUCAUGCUGUCCUUGCUGAUGUAAUAAGCAUUGUAACUGAGAAAAUUGACAUAGUGACGUUGGAUAUUUGCACUUGUCUUCUUCCUCUUCUGUCAGGUCUUCUUGAAAGUGACAUGGAUAGGCAUUUAAGUAUCUCUCUGGACAUGCUGCUUAAGCUUGUUAGAAUAUUUGGUUCAAUGAUCUAUUCAACAUUGUCAGCAUCAGCAUCUGUGGGGGUUGAUAUUGAGGCUGAGCAAAGGAUGGAACGCUGCAACCUCUGCUUUGUAGAGCUGGAAAAAGUCAAGUGCUGCUUGCCGACUCUGACCAGAAGAGGGGGUUCUGUCGCAAAAUCUGCUCAAGAAUUGAGUUUGGCACUCCAAGAAGUUUCAUGAGUGAAAUCGUGGUGGGCUUAAAUGCAGGCUGCAGCCAGUUUCAAGUUUGCAUGGAUUAAUUUGUUAAGUUGCUAUGGAAUUGAAAUUUGUUGGUGCAAGAAAGCAUUAUUUGAUUUCUUUCCUUGCCCUGGGUCCUCAAUGUACAUUGCUAACUGGAGGCAUUGCAUUGGCCACUAAAUUAACUGGAAAAGGAGGUAAAUAGAACCUGCUGCUGGUUUCUGCACAGUUAGCAACUAUCAACUCUGAACCUGCAAGGCCGUCCACAUUAUAUUUCCUUCUAACCCAAUCGGUAGCUCAUCCAGAUGUACCUUUUGUUUGUGUGUGUGUGUGUGUCUUUUUUUUUUUUUUUAAAUCUAAUUAUUGUUUUCAACGUGCAUAUACAAACUCCUAACACAUGGACUCUCAACCUAAUCAAAUCUUGAAACAUAGCAAGCUGAGGUUAUAUUGA
Molecule: messenger RNA, 3371 nt
Organism: Mangifera indica (mango)
Lineage: Eukaryota; Viridiplantae; Streptophyta; Magnoliopsida; Sapindales; Anacardiaceae
Product: katanin p80 WD40 repeat-containing subunit B1 homolog KTN80.4-like
Exons: 21
Coding region: 494-2923 (809 amino acids)
Biological process (GO): microtubule severing; microtubule depolymerization
Cellular component (GO): katanin complex
Molecular function (GO): microtubule binding
Source: RefSeq, a predicted model, not a curated record